This is a messenger RNA of Harmonia axyridis, 459 nucleotides long. RefSeq lists its product as uncharacterized. Gene Ontology annotation, cellular component: nucleus. The record is from RefSeq and is a predicted model, not a curated record. The transcript has a single exon. NCBI's taxonomy places the organism in Eukaryota, Metazoa, Arthropoda, Insecta, Coleoptera, Coccinellidae. Gene Ontology annotation, molecular function: DNA binding. The coding region runs from base 1 to 459 and encodes 152 amino acids.
AUGGCAGGAUGGGAUUGGCUAAAAGGAUUCCGGGAUAGAAAUCCUAGUAUAAGCCUUCGAACUCCAGAAUCAACUUCAUUCGCUAGAGCUAGUGCUUUCAACAACCAGAAGAUUCAAAAAUAUUUUGCCCUUCUUUCUGUUGUACUGGAAAAGCAUCAUUUGAAGGCUAACGACAUAUGGAAUGUCGACGGAUCAGGAUUUUCAACAGUACCUUCGAAAAAUACUAAAAUUUUUGCCAUACGCGGCCAAAAACAGGUGGGAGUCCUGACUAGUGCUGAAAAAGGACAUCAUUUCACUGUGGUCUGCGGUAUGAAUGCCGUUGGGACUUACAUUCCACCAGCAAUCAUUUUUCCAAGGAAAAAUAUGAAAAAUAAAUUAAUGGACAAUGGACCGAUAGCUGCUGUAGGUUUUUCUCAGGAAAAUGGAUGGAUGAAUUCUGAAGUGUUCUUGAAAUGGUAG